Balearica regulorum gibbericeps (East African grey crowned-crane) is the source of this 1083-nucleotide messenger RNA. NCBI's taxonomy places the organism in Eukaryota, Metazoa, Chordata, Aves, Gruiformes, Gruidae. The record is from RefSeq and is a predicted model, not a curated record.
AUUAUCCUCUUGAUCUGAACCACAAUGACACCUUUCUGCAAGCCACAACAUUUCUUCCUGAAGACUUUACCUACUUCCCCAACCACACCUGUCCUGAGAGGCUCCCUUCUAUGAAGGGCCCCAUCGAUGUAAAUAUGAGCGAGAUCACGAUGGAGGAUGUCCACCAGUUCUUCUCAAAAGACUCUUCCAUCAGGCUGGGAGGCCACUGGAAGCCGAGUGACUGCCUGCCUCGCUGGAAGGUGGCGAUCCUGAUCCCGUUCCGCAAUCGAUACGAGCAUCUUCCCGUUCUCUUCAGACACCUUAUUCCCAUGCUGCAGCGGCAACGUUUACAGUUCGCCUUUUACGUUGUAGAACAAGCUGGAAACCAACCCUUUAACCGUGCCAUGCUCUUCAAUGUUGGCUUUCGGGAAGCAAUGAAGGACUUGGACUGGGAUUGUCUCAUCUUUCACGAUGUGGACCACAUACCAGAAAAUGACCGUAACUAUUAUGGGUGUGGACAGAUGCCGAGGCACUUUGCAGCCAAGCUGGAUAAGUACAUGUAUCUGCUCCCUUACAACGAGUUCUUUGGUGGGGUGAGUGGCCUGACUGUUGAGCAGUUUCAGAAGAUCAAUGGUUUCCCUAAUGCCUUCUGGGGCUGGGGUGGUGAAGACGAUGACCUCUGGAACAGAGUGCAGUAUGCAGGCUACUCGGUGACUCGACCAGAAGGAGACACAGGGAAAUACAAAUCAAUUCCCCACCACCAUCGGGGAGAAGUGCAGUUCCUAGGAAGGUAUGCCUUGCUGAGGAAGUCAAAAGAAAGGCAAGCCCUGGAUGGCCUCAAUAACUUGAACUACUUUCCAAACGUCACGUAUGACGCCUUGUAUAAGAACAUCACUGUUAACCUGACACCAGAGCUGGCUCUGGUGACCGAAUAUUAAGAGGAGAAAAUAACUUUACUCUGCCCUUCACCAAGAAAGCACCAUGCUAGACUUUCUUUUCCAAGGGUUAUCGAGGACAAGCAACACUUUGUCUAAUGAAGGAUCACAGUAUUUUGGAGAAUAAGGCUGAAAGUGCACGCACAAAUUGCCCUAGCUGUACCAAUCC